Messenger RNA from Columba livia (rock pigeon), 4155 nucleotides. It is a transcript of the gene BRINP1, whose product is annotated as BMP/retinoic acid inducible neural specific 1. NCBI's taxonomy places the organism in Eukaryota, Metazoa, Chordata, Aves, Columbiformes, Columbidae. Gene Ontology annotation, cellular component: dendrite; neuronal cell body; cytoplasm. Gene Ontology annotation, biological process: positive regulation of neuron differentiation; cellular response to retinoic acid; negative regulation of mitotic cell cycle. The transcript is spliced from 8 exons. The coding region runs from base 480 to 2765 and encodes 761 amino acids. The record is from RefSeq and is a predicted model, not a curated record.
CCGGUGGCAAGCCCAGCCUCUCACUUCCCUCCUGGAGCCCUUUUCAUUUUUAUUUCUAACCCUCUCUCCAUUCUCCCUGCUGCCUCUGCUCCUUCCCCCGAUGGCUACGAACUGAGCAGCAGAAGAGAGGAGGGGCACAGGAAUAAGGGAAGGGGGGGUGGAAAAGGCAAGCAAAAGGACGAGGGAGAAAAAAGGAAUUUUUUUUUUUUUCUUUGCCUCUGCCCUUAAUGCCCGCGAUCUGGAUCAAGGAAGGGGAUUUUCUGUCUGAGCAUGAAAAGGACUGCUAGAGCCCCAGGAUUUUCACGCCUGCAUUAUCAGCCCAGCACCCAGUAUGCCAGCUGGACAGAGAAGCUCUCCCACAAGUUCCUACCGAGCCGAAUAAAACCCACGGGCGACCAGAUCUCCGCCAGAGAGGGACGUUAGCAUCAGGACUCCACAGAAUGGAGCAAGAAUGAGAGGAAAAAGGCAGACAGAAAAGCAUGAACUGGAGGCUUGUUGAGUUCCUCUACCUCCUGUUUAUAUGGGACCAUAUACUAGUACAGCCCUCCCACCAGGACACAACUGCUACCAACCAACAUGUCUCCAAGGAAUUUGAUUGGCUUAUUUCAGACAGGGGGCCUUUCCACCACUCGCGGAGCUACUUAUCCUUUGUGGAAAGACAUCGUCAAGGAUUUACAACCAGAUAUAAAAUAUACAGGGAGUUUGCCCGUUGGAAGGUGAGGAACACAGCCAUCGAGCGGAGGGACCUGCUCCACAAUCCACUGCCCCUGAUGCCUGAGUUUCAGAGGAGCAUCCGCCUCCUGGGCAGGAGACCCACCACGCAGCAGUUCAUCGAUACCAUCAUCAAAAAAUACGGCACCCACAUCCUCAUCUCUGCCACCCUGGGAGGAGAGGAGGCCCUGACCAUGUACAUGGACAAAAGCCGCCUCGACAGAAAGUCGGGAAAUGCUACCCAGAGCGUUGAAGCGUUGCACCAGCUUGCUUCCUCCUACUUUGUAGACCGUGAUGGCACCAUGAGGAGACUCCAUGAGAUCCAGAUCUCUACCGGAGCAAUUAAGGUAACAGAAACUCGGACUGGCCCCCUGGGCUGUAACAGCUACGACAAUCUGGACUCUGUGAGUUCUGUCCUUCUGCAAAGCACUGAGAGCAAACUCCACCUGCAAGGUCUCCAGAUCAUCUUUCCUCAGUAUUUACAAGAGAAGUUUGUCCAGUCUGCCUUGAGUUACAUCAUGUGCAAUGGCGAGGGCGAGUACAUCUGCCGGAACAGCCAGUGCGGCUGCCAGUGUGCGGAGGAGUUCCCGCAGUGCAACUGCCCCAUCACCGACAUCCAGAUCAUGGAGUACACACUGGCAAACAUGGCCAAGACCUGGACAGAAGCCUAUAAAGAUCUGGAGAAUUCAGAUGAGUUUAAAUCCUUCAUGAAAAGGCUACCUAGCAACCACUUCCUGACCAUCGGGAGCAUCCACCAGCACUGGGGGAACGACUGGGACCUGCAGACCCGCUACAAGCUGCUGCAGAGCAACCUGGAAGCCCAGCGCCAGAAGAUCCAGCGCACUGCCCGCAAACUCUUUGGCCUCAGUGUCCGGUGUCGGCACAAUCCCAACCACCAGCUGCCUAGAGAAAGGACAAUACAGGAAUGGCUUACUCGGGUCCAGUCCCUGCUCUACUGCAACGAGAAUGGGUUCUGGGGGACCUUUCUGGAAAGCCAGCGGAGCUGCGUUUGCCAUGGUGGCACCAGCCUGUGCCAGCGCCCCAUCCCCUGCAUCAUCGGGGGCAACAACAGCUGUGCCAUGUGCAGCCUUGCCAACAUUUCUCUCUGCGGCUCAUGCAACAAGGGCUAUAAGCUUUACCGGGGUCGCUGCGAGCCCCAGAACGUAGACUCGGAGCGGAGUGAGCAGUUCAUCAGCUUUGAGACAGACUUGGACUUCCAGGACCUAGAGCUGAAGUACCUGCUGCAGAAAAUGGACUCUCGUCUGUAUGUGCACACCACCUUCAUCAGCAACGAGAUCCGCCUGGACACCUUCUUUGAUCCCAGGUGGCGCAAACGCAUGUCCCUCACCUUGAAGAGCAACAAGAACCGGAUGGACUUCAUCCACAUGGUGAUCGGGAUCUCCAUGCGAAUCUGCCAGAUGCGCAACAGCAGCCUGGACCCCAUGUUCUUUGUCUACGUCAACCCCUUCAGCGGGAGUCACUCCGAGGGCUGGAACAUGCCCUUUGGGGAGUACGGCUACCCGCGCUGGGAGAAAAUCCGCCUCCAAAACAGCCAGUGCUACAACUGGACCCUGCUGCUGGGCAACCGGUGGAAAACCUUUUUCGAGACUGUCCACAUCUACCUACGCAGCCGGACUCGGCUGCCCUCCCUGCUGCGUAACGAGACUGGCCAAGGGCCUGUGGACCUUUCUGACCCCACCAAGCGUCAGUUCUACAUCAAGAUCUCAGAUGUGCAGGUGUAUGGCUACAGCCUGCGUUUUAACGCCGACCUACUGCGCAGUGCUGUGCAGCAGGUCAACCAGUCCUACACGCAAGGCGGGCAGUUCUAUUCUUCCUCCUCCGUCAUGCUCUUGCUGCUGGAUAUUCGGGACCGAAUCAAUAGACUGGCACCUCCUGUGGCCCCUGGGAAGCCCCAGCUGGAUCUGUUCUCUUGUAUGCUCAAGCAUCGCCUGAAGCUCACCAACAGCGAGAUCAUCCGUGUCAACCACGCUCUAGACCUGUACAACACUGAGAUCCUCAAACAGUCAGACCAGAUGACAGCCAAACUCUGCUAACCCGGACUUUUCAGUGGACAUGUUGGUGAUUGAUCCUUUUGCUGUAAAAAAAAGAAAUAAUAAUAAAAGAGGAAAAAAAAUAAGAAAAAAUAUAAAAAGAAAGAAAAGUGGGGGGAAAGUUAUAAGGGGGAAACCAAGAUUUGUAAAAUGUAAUUAAUAUACAAAAGGAAAAAACAAGAGGAAAUUCUUCAUUUGUUGAAAACUAAACCCGUUCUAGCAGCUGUAUAAAACUGUCAGGCAUGUUUGUUAUUUCCAUAAUCCGUCAUAAAAGGGUGACACUUUACUCUCUCUUGACCUUGGGGGUCUUGCUUGCUAGUCCUUGGGGGCAGCAGAGUAAAUAAAGGGAGGAUCAGAGAGAGGGACAAACUUCUGUAAUGAACUGUAAAGUUUUCUGCUAUGCAGGUGCCAAGACAAAGAGACAAAAAAAAAAAAAAAAAAAAAAAUCAAAACAAACAAGAGUUAUAUGUAAAUGUAAAAGAGGUGCCAUUAUUCCUAUAGUGGGAGUAAAUGGUUAAAGAUAAAAGAUAUUUCUUCUGCUGAGAUUUAUACCAGGUUUACAUUGAGUUAUUCACACAGCCUGUGCUGAACUUUGCUGGAGUACAGAAGGUGAUGUCAGCCCUUUAAGAGUAAAACUAACGCCUCAUUGGUGAGAAAACACAUAAGAGGUGGAGGGUGGGUGCAAGUCUCAGGUGUCUUCACUUUGGGAUUUCCACCUUGGAAGAGUUUUCACCCGAGGUAGAGUCUCAACUCUUGCUGAAGAAUGAUACAGCAGGUCCCUUGGGCUGCUUUGCUCAACUGGAGUUUAUGCAUCACAACUGCUGUUGCCUUCCAUGUUGUCAGAGCUCAACCCCAUGAGGAUCAGCACCUAUGGAUCUGCGGAGUUGCUUGUCUUUCAGGUACUUCAAUAGAGUCUCUAGAACAAAGCUAAAAUCAUACGCACUUUGAUAAACCUAGGCUUACAGGCAAACCCGAGUCUGGCUUUCCGCCUUGGGUUCUGGGUUUUCCAAUAACACUGGGAAGCCCUCAGCACCACAAAAACCAAAGCACAAUGCAAGAAAAUACAUUUCAAUGGAAAGCUGGAGACACAAGGGUACAUGUCAUUUUUGUUUUUUUCAGGGAAGGAAAACUCCCUUUUACUUUCUCAUGUUUCUGUGGCUGUGAAUAAUAUCCUUGUUAUACUUACAAUUUCUUUGUUCACAAAGAAAAUUUACAGAUGAGAAAAUUUUAUUGAAUGUCCACAAAAGUAGUAAAAGGGAGGGAGUAUUAAAAGUAGUAAAAGUGGGAGGGAAGAGCACAAUAACCAAAUCCACCCUGAAUUUGCAUGGAUAAAACCAAAUUUAAAAGGGCCAAGUUAUCCAAAAAAAAAAAAAAAAAAAAAAAAAAAACAAAA